Molecule: messenger RNA, 3462 nt
Organism: Pseudophryne corroboree (corroboree frog)
Lineage: Eukaryota; Metazoa; Chordata; Amphibia; Anura; Myobatrachidae
Gene: BIN3
Product: bridging integrator 3
Exons: 9
Coding region: 185-943 (252 amino acids)
Biological process (GO): endocytosis; actin cortical patch localization; plasma membrane tubulation
Cellular component (GO): actin cortical patch; cytoplasm
Molecular function (GO): lipid binding; protein binding
Source: RefSeq, a predicted model, not a curated record
CGCCGCCUUUCUCCAGUAGCCGCAUGUGUGUUGGAGCCGUGAUACCACGCCCACUCGUGACGUCACUUCCGACCAGAGCGACGCUGUUUGGGAUGUAAACUUCCCGGCCGCUGACACAGACCCGGAAACUGCAGGAGGGAAGCACCGGGAGGUAACGGGAGCGUCCGCCGGGCCGGGGGGGAAGAUGAGCUGGAACCCCUUCAAAGGUGGGCCAAAAAAGCAGAUAGUCUCAAAAACAGUAGAGAGAGACUUUGAGCGAGAGUAUGGCAAGCUGCAACAGUUGGAAGAACAAACCAAAAAGCUUCAAAAAGACAUGAAGAAAAGUAUAGAGGCAGAUUUAGCCAUGUCUAAGUCUGCUGUCAGGAUCUCCUCAGACCUGCUAGGGAAUCCCCUGUGUGAGCCAGAUCCAGAUUUCCUGUCCAUGGUGACUGCACUGGACACAGCCAUGAAGCGAAUGGACGCCUUCAACCAGGAGAAGGUGAACCAAAUUCAGAAAACAGUGAUGGAGCCCCUGAAAAGGUAUAGCAGCGUGUUUCCCUCUCUGAACAUGGCGGUGAAGCGCAGGGAGCAGGCUCUGCAGGAUUACAAGAGGCUUCAGUCAAAGGUGGAGAAAUACGAGGAGAAGGAGAGAACCGGUGCAGCGAUCGCUAAAUUGCACCAGGCCAGAGAAGAGUUACGUCCUGUUCGGGAGGACUUUGAUGUGAAAAACCGACAGCUGUUAGAUGAGAUGCCGAAAUUUUACAACAGUCGCAUUGAUUUCUUCAAGCCCAGCUUCCAGUCAUUAAUCCGAGCAGAGGUGGUCUAUUAUACAGAGAUGUCCAGGGUGUUUGGAGAGCUGGCCCAGCAAGUGGAUGAGGUGCCGCUAACUGACGCUGAGAGAGAGAAGGAAAACGAGGCCAAGCUGGCAGAACUGCGAGCCUUGUCUAUCGUGGCCGAUGACUGAUGCCAGUCGACUGAGGGACAGAAAACGGUUAUAUUAGACUGAGAUGUUGGUACACCAGGCAACGGCUGCACAAGUGUUAUCUGGGUCCAAGUUAGUUCAGUAAAGCAGUCCCAGUCGGGUUUCCCAUGGCCAUGUGUCUCCUCAGGUAUCCUCCACAAAAACUCUGUGGCCCCCACUGACUGGACAACACACUACUUAUAUGGACAGGGCUGUGACCUAACGUGCUGUACCCAGUCCUAUUCCGUAUUGCUCUAACAGCUUCCCCGCAUGGCUGUAAUGUAUUAUAUGGGACAAAAAGCUGGGCGACGAGCAGUCUGACUGGGGCUGGGUAUGUUUGUUAUGCAUUAUGUAGACCUAUUCAUGCUAUGUCGAUAUACUGUUUUUCCUGUCAUUUUGUUCCUAACUACAACCAUAACCCUUCUGGAAAUGUAGACCUUGCCGAUAUCAACACUUCUGUCAGUGUCAACACUUUGCAAGUGUCAACAUAAAUUAUCAAUGUCGACAUUCUGUUGUCAGCAUUGUGAACGGUGACAUCCCGGCUGAUUACCGUUUGUGUGUGGGGUAACAGACUGACCACCUCUUAAAGUGCCUUUUACAAGCUUUUUUUUUUUUUUUUAAACGUUGUUCUUUUUAUAGUUGUGUGUAAUUCUCCUGAAUUAGUUUGUAGCAUAUUUGGGUCCACAGAAUGUCCAUCCCUAGCUAUACUUCUCUCCAGUCUUUGUUUUUCUGUCUCCCUUUAAUUGACAACAGCAUGUCACACAGGAUUCCUGUCUCGCGCGGCACCCCCCAUACACAGGAAGCGGCUGUAUUAUGUGACCGCAGGCAGCUGUUUUGUUUAUGGCUAUUGAUAAGUUGUUCUACGUCCAUAACAUAUUGUACCUGAGGUCGCUAAGAAUUCUAAGGACACAAUACCUCAUCUAUAGUAAGACAGAUGUGUCUGGCACUCUGCUUAUCAGUUAAAGGUGUCCGCAUACAGUAAGUACCUAUUCUCAAGUGAAGUAUGUUGUCCUUUUUUUAUUUUUUAUUUAAUUCAUGAGAAAAUGCUACGUUAUAGUAAGGUCUGUAAUAUCUUAGCAAGGAUAUCUGUUAGAGAUGUAGUGACACCAGAUGCCUCUACAGGUGCUGGUCCAGUGGUUCCCAAACUUGUCUGAAACACGCCACCCAGGAGUAUCAGAAUAAUUUUCACGGCACCCCUAGGCCAAAACUUUUCUUAAUGACAAAUUUAAAAAGAAAUAUUAAAUAUAAGUAAAUUGUGUUUGUCAUCCUUAGAAGCAUAUUGUGUCCCUCACCACACAAUUACACCUGGCUGCCCACAUAUUUUAUGAUGCAAAGCCACCAGCACUGAUUUUGCCUAUUAUAUUGACCGUAAAUAAUUUGAUUUGGUCCUGGACCACCAAUCCAAGGCACCCCUGCAAGUGCCCCGUGGCACCCUAGGGUGCCAUGGCACACAGUUUGAGAACCUCUGGGCUAGUCUAUGUUUCUGCCCACACACAAAGUAAUGAUUACUCAGAGUUGGGGGAACAAAGGAAGUGUAUGUACUAAUAAUGCUGGUUAUUAAUGUGGUCAUAUACCCAGAGUUUACUUAGAUUAAUAGUUGCCCUAAUGAGUAAUGAAAGGUGACAUAAUACAGUUGCUUUACAUAAGCUGAAUGCCCCCAUUCCCCCCUCAUCCUGGUGUUCGUUACCAGCAUCAGGUUUCCUGUUCUAUUAGCCCGCCCUAGGAUGCCUCCUCGCAGCACUGAGGGGGAUGUAAGGUGCUCUGAAUGUGAAAAUCCCUGCAGCAUACUUGAGUCACUAUAUGCUACCUCUCCUUUUUGUCCCUGUACCAAAGACAUAGUCCUAUGCCACUAUCCGUCCAUUAACACUACUUCUUACAGUAUAUCACCUAAUGAUUUAUACCUUAGUAUUUGUGAUCCUGUGUCGCACUACUGAAGCGUCAAUAUACAUUGCAUUAUUCUCAUUUGGAGAUAUUUACUUACCAGUCAUAUUGGUUCCACAAUCCCCAUUCCAGCCACAAUAUCUCUGUCCCCGUCCUGACUUCUGUCAGAGGCACGUAACUAGGGGUCUGCUAUUAAGCUGCUUACGGUAUAGCAAGAUGGGAGUUCAUGUUGCAUUUUGAAAUGGAAGCACUAUCUAAACCCUGAGCUGCUUAACUCUGGGCUGAGCUUUGUGCUGCUAACCUCUUUUUACCCACCUCUACAACAAUGGUUCCCUUGCUCCAUUCCAUCUGAUCCUCCAGCAUGGCAGGUUUUCUGGAUAACUGUACACACACUAUUGUAGCAGAGCAGAAUCUGUAACAUUUCUCCUUGACUCGUGUGAGGUGAUCCUAUAAGCUGGCUCUGCUGGGAAGGAUAGAAGCUGACAUCAUUGUGCUACAAUUUUAAAACCUGUUCUAGUUUUAAGCCUGUAUUUAUAUUUGUCUAUGUAAUUAAUCUGAGAAAUGGCUUAUUUUAAUACCGUGUAACUGUAACAUGGGCGGGAUUGUAGGGUUUUGUUUUUUAAAUAAAAAUCAGAAAAAUG